Cynoglossus semilaevis (tongue sole) is the source of this 5069-nucleotide messenger RNA. It is a transcript of the gene vav3a, whose product is annotated as vav guanine nucleotide exchange factor 3. Bases 226 to 2067 code for a protein of 613 amino acids. Lineage: Eukaryota; Metazoa; Chordata; Actinopteri; Pleuronectiformes; Cynoglossidae. The record is from RefSeq and is a predicted model, not a curated record. The transcript has 21 exons. Gene Ontology annotation, cellular component: cytoplasm; plasma membrane. Gene Ontology annotation, molecular function: guanyl-nucleotide exchange factor activity; protein binding. Gene Ontology annotation, biological process: intracellular signal transduction; regulation of GTPase activity; cell migration.
AAUUGCAAACUCUAAAAAUGAGAUUAUUGCCGUGACCCAGACGGUCCUGCUUGUUUCUGCUGACUGCGGCUCUUUACAACUACAAUGUAAUAACUUUUCACAGAAUGCCACUCUGCCGCUCUGACUCCAGAGGGAAGAGCUUCACUCUCAUUGCGUUUUCUCCCCUCUCUGUCUCUCUCUCUCUCUCUCUCUCUCUCUCUCUCUGUUUCUGUCGUGCAGCACUUUAUGUCGCCCCUCUCCAUGUUCCUGUCCACGGUCGAGAUGGAGCGAGUGUUUGUCAACGUUGUGGAACUGGUUAAAGUUCACAAAUGUUUACUGGUGGAAAUCCAAGACUCAGUGUACCACAGAAGUGCCCAGAACCUCUUCCAGAUCUUCAUCAUUUUCAAAGAAAGGUUGUUGAUCUACGGGAAAUACUGCAGCCACGUCGAGGCCGCCAUCGCCACGCUGGACGACAUCAGCAAAGACAGGGAGGACGUCCGCAUGAAGCUGGAGGAGUGUUCCAAGAGAGCAAACUAUGGCAAGUUCACACUAAGAGAUCUGCUGGUGGUACCGAUGCAGCGAGUCCUGAAGUAUCAUCUACUGCUGCAGGAGCUGGUCAAACACACUCACGAUGCUACGGAUAAGAGCAACCUGCGGAAGGCCCUGGAUGCUAUGAAGGAUUUGGCUCAGUACGUUAAUGAAGUCAAGCGAGACAAUGAGACACUGAGGGAAAUAGACCAGUAUCAGAAAUCCAUAGAAAAUCUGAAUCAGCCUCUCAGUAACUACGGCCGACCCAAAGGAGAUGGGGAGGUACGGGUGGCUUCGGUGGACAAGCGAGCUAAACAGGACAGGCACAUCUUCCUCUUUGAUGCGGCUGUUAUCGUUUGCAAGCGUCGAGGAGACAACUACGAGAUGAAAGAGGUGAUCGACCUGCACCACUUCAAGGUCACCAACAACCCCACGUCAGAUAAGGAGAACAGAAAGUGGUCCUAUGGAUUCUACCUCACUCACAACCAGGGACAGAGUGGCUUUGAGUUCUUUUUCAAGACCAAAGAGCUGAAGAAGAAGUGGCUGGAGCAGUUCGACAUGGCCAUAUCCAACAUUCGACCUGAGAACGGCAACAGCAACCUUCACGAAUUCCACAUGCACACGUUCGAGAAGAUCACCUCCUGCAACUCUUGCCACAUGCUGCUAAGGGGCGUCUUUAACCAGGGCUACCUGUGCUCCAAAUGUGGCCUCGGUGCCCAUAAAGAAUGCCUGGGGCGCUUUGGCUGUUGUGGAAAAACAGAUCCCGGCUCCGUCAGAACUCAGGGCAAAGAUCGAGAUACAGGUUUACCCAAAAUGCUGGCGAUCAGAAGCUACUUCGGUGUCCCCAGCCCCACGGCUGGUCCUCCACUCAGCAUCCAGACGGGUGACGUCAUUGAGCUGAUCUGUGCUGACCUUCACAGCCCCUGGUGGCAGGGCAAAAUCCUGUCGACGAAAGAAGUUGGCUACUUCCCAAGCAAUGCAGUGAAGCCUUGCCCGUGUGUCCCGAAACCUGUGGAUUACUCCUCUCAACCUUGGUUUGCGGGUCCCAUGGAGCGGCUCCAGGCAGAAGCGGAGCUCAUCAACCGAGUCAACAGCACAUAUUUGGUCCGCCAUCGCAGCAGGGAGUACACGGAGUACGCCAUUAGCAUAAAGUACAACAACGACGUGAAGCACAUAAAGAUCCUGGCCAAGGAGGGCUGCUUCUACAUUGCGGAGAACAAGAAGUUCAGGAGCAUAUUAGAACUAAUUGAAUACUACAAACACCACUCUCUGAGAGAAGGAUUCCGAAGUCUGGAUACCACGCUGCAGUUUCCGUACCGGGAACCAGAGAACGCUGCUCGCCUAAACCGGACAGGAGGGAACAUGCUCACUCCCAAAGUGAUCGGCGUGGCCAUCGCUCGGUACGACUUCAGCUCGCGGGACACCCGGGAGCUCUCGCUCCAGGAGGGUGACGUGGUGAAGAUCUACACAAAGUCGGGGGCCAACGGCUGGUGGAGGGGCGAGGUUAACGGCAGGGUGGGCUGGUUCCCAUCUACAUACGUAGAAGAGGGUGAGGAGUGAGAAGUGCAUCAUGGGAGUUGCAGCGAGACAGAUGUAGAAGAAGAAGAAGAAGAAGAAGAAAAAUGAAGAAUGGCAGCAGAGCGAGGGCGCUGAGCACAUAACAGGGAGCGUUUGCACCAUCGCCCGCUCCGGUGCUGAAGCUUCUCUCGCCAGCUUUGCUGCUGCCUUCCAGCGUCCCAGAGGCCUUUGUGAGAGAGAAGAGGGAAGGAAAGAAAAAAAAAAAAAAAAGGCAGAUGCAAAGACGCCUGAUCACUCCUGGAAACGACUCCGUGAGCCUAAGUGACUCUGCUGACCAGCAGCUUGCCUGUCAGCGGGAAAGGAGCCCAAAAACUGGCCGGAAACCCACACCUUCUGACUCGGUCAUCCAUUAUUCCGCCUUUACUCUUUCUCGGAUCCAGCCAACAAAACCUCCGUCCCCCCCCCCCCCCCCCCCCCCCGCCGACUCUCACCUGUUUCUGCCAGCCAAGUCGGCUGCAUCGCCAAUCUGUCUAAAGAAGAUAAUUAAAAUCCCCCCCCUCCUCCCCCUCCGUUCAUCCUCUCAUCCAUUCAACCCUUCAUCCACUGCGCGGCAGCGGAGUUCGAUGACUUGCGCUGUACGCUUCCUUUCCUCAGUUCUGACCUUGCCUGUGUGUUUGUUCCACCAAUGCAGGUGGUUAUUGAUGACUUGAUGACCCAGUUCCGCACACCCCAAACCACCCACCUCUCCUACGCCCUGACAUCACAUGACACACACACACACACACACACUGGUACAGGAGAUGGAAGAGAAGGAUGGCGUCACGUAGUAUCGCUGCACGGUGCCAGCAAUUGAUCGCCGCUGUUCCUGUUUUCCUCCUUCCACCUCCACCGUUCUUUAUCUGCAGCGCUCUCGUGUUUUCAGUUGCCCUGGCCGUUAGCGGUCCUCCGCGCUUAUCAGUGGCGGCGCCGUCGACAGGAGCCCAAUGGCCGAGGGUUUAUCUCAGCGCGGGCGUCAGCGUCGCAGAACGAGCCACCCGUCCUGUCGACGGGACAGAAAGGGGAGAUGUGAUGUCAUCAGGUAGCAUCGGUGAAUUUUUCUAUAUUCUAUUUUGCUAUAUCUUAAUAGCUAGAGCAGGGGCUGUCGAACAUACGGCCCGCGGGCCCAAACCGGCCCGCUUGGAGGUUUGAUCCGGGCCGCUUGAUGAAUUUUGAAAAUACACCUUACGUUUUUUUAAAAUUAUUUUUCAUUAAAUAUGGAUAUUUAUUUCAUAUGCUAGUACUUCUUUGCAUGGAGACAGAGGGGGAAAAACAUGGACUUAUUGGUAUUUAUAGGUAAUUAUGUUAUGACUGUACUGGUCCGGCCCACUUGACAUCUGAUUAGGUUGUACGUGGCCCCUGAAUCAAAAGGACUUUGAAGCUCAAGCUUCGAGUUUCCUUGGGUUUUUAAUACGAACCAACUCCUGAUCAUGCCUCCUAAUAUCCUAAUUUGUUAUAUAUGUAACUAUAUUCGAUAGAUUUUUUGAUAAAAAAAUAAAUUUAAAAAAUACCAACAUUCUACCUGCGUGUUUAUCCUCCCAUCACAUCUCCAAUCGUGGCUCAAAAACAAACAUAAUUUGUCUGUUAAAUGUCCUCCUGUGGCACAGCAACGUCUUCUUCCUCUUUUCUUCCUUCCAUGGCCAGUUUCUUGAAGUGACCACUAGAUGGAAGCAUCGUAAACAUAGGGCGGCCUCGCUGGGCAGUCACCUUCAACCUACUUAAGUUUGGCCAUGACAUCACCAGAUUAGGACUGGCACAGUUAAAAGCCGAUGACUCCAGAGUUAUCUGGAACCAAAAAAAAAAAAAUUAUUAAAUUUAAAUGUGAAUGUCAGCGAUGAUUAUUUGGAGUCACAAACGUAUUAAACAGAACGAAUGUCAAUCUGUGAUUAAGGGAAAAGGUUCCCUCUUCAUCUGGCGGAAGUGGAAGAGAAAGAGUUCGGUCCCCCCCCCCCCCCCCCGCCCUCCCCCCUCCGUGUAGACUUUGGUAAUCCACUCCCUCUUCUGUCCAGAUGGACCCUGACAGCACGGCCAUUUACAACUGCGGGCCUUCAUCCCCGCAGAGCGGGCUUCCAGAUUUUUCUGUGUGCUGUAGGGACGGGAGGAAGGCUCAAGGGUAUCUGCGAUCUAAUCAUUACACCAUCUCCUCACCUCGACGACCCGGCAGCAUCCAUCUCGCUGUCAGCUCCCCUCUCUCUCUCGACCUCUCUCGCUGUGUCACUUCCCCUCUCUCUCUCUCUGUCUGUCUGCCUCUUUCUUUACCGCUCUCUUCCCGCCUGCAUCUAUCUUUCAUCCAAUCUUAGUUUCUCUCAGUAUUCCGUGCGUUAUACCGAGGCGGGAGUAUCGCGGAGGGGCGGGGGAGGAGAAUGGAUAAUUCAGUAUUAUCCGGCGGAGGUGGGAUGAAGGUGGGCUCGUUCUCGGCAAACAACCGCGGGAAAAUGAGGACUAGCUUAAUUGUAAACCGCAAAUUAAUAGACUGAGAGAAAUGAUACCAAUUAGGGGGUAGCGCUGUUAUCUCCCCGUGUACCGUGUGAGCACAGAUUAUUCCUGUAUGCAUAGACACUGACUCGUGUGUUUGCAGGAUUCAGGGCUGAGGCUGAGUCUUAGCCCAGCAGGGGCAUUAGGAUGCAAUCUUCCUCAACCAGCCAACACGUGAGAACACUUCUGUAGCAACCUGCACCCGAGUCACACACACAGUACACAUGAUAUUUCUCUAUCUCCAUUGUGGAAUUUUCCAUCCAAGUCCGAAACGCCGCGCUCUGGUCGUUCGGUCGGCCUCGACGCUUUUCACCUUUUCCCCCCGUUCCACGCGACGUUCUCCCAGCGACGAAACCAAAGAUUAAUGUCAAACUCCCGUUCAGCGUUACGACUCAUUACCGUCGGUACUCCACCACCCGUGGCCUGACUCUUAAAGCCCCGCGAUCCUUAACGCGUAGCAUUACCCCUGUACUGUUGCUGUAUUAUACUGUAAAGUCUGUACAUAGCAUAUAAUAAAGAUACAUAUUGCUUCU